AUGACGGCGAUGAACACUUUCGUGGCCAUGUGGCGCUUCUUGCUGACCCUCGGGCCCUCGGCCAUGGUCAUCCUGUUGCUGAACAAGGGACUCGUCGAGGAGCGACCCGACAUUGUGGAUGAGGCCCACCGAGUGCGCUCCAUCUACAUCGAAAAGCUGCGGGAGUCCUAUGACUUCAUAGUGAUUGGCGGAGGUUCGGCGGGCUGCGUACUGGCGGCUCGCCUCUCGGAGAACCCGGCCUGGAGCGUCCUGCUGCUGGAGGCGGGCGGCGACGAGCCGCUGCUCCUCGACCUGCCCCAGCUGUAUCCGGUGUUCCAGCGCAGCCCCUGGGACUGGAAGUACUCGACGGAGCCCUCGGACCGGUACUGCCUGGCGAUGGAGGACCAGCGCUGCUUCUGGCCGCGCGGCAAGGUCCUGGGCGGCUGCAGCUCCAUCAACGCCAUGAUGUACAUUCGGGGCAACCGCCGCGACUACGACCACUGGUCGGAGUUGGGUAACCCGGGGUGGGACUACGCCAACGUCCUGCACUACUUCCGGAAGACGGAGGACAUGCGAGUGCCGGGCUUCGAGCACAAUCCCUAUCACGGGCACGGCGGCCCCAUCUCCGUGGAGCGCUACAGGUUCCCCUCGCCCCUGCUGAACAUCUUCAUGCAGGCCGCGCACCAGCUGGGCCUCGCCCAUCCCGACGGCGACUUCAACGGGCGCUCCCAGACGGGAUUCGCGCCACCGCACGGCACCCUCCGGGACGGCCUCCGGUGCAGCGCCAACAAGGGCUACAUCCGGCGCAGCUGGCAGCGCCCCAACCUGGACAUCGUCCUCAAGGCCUUCGUGGAGCGGAUCCUUAUCGAGCCGGACACCCGGAGGGCCGUGGGCGUGGUCUUCGAGUACGGCUUGGGGAAGCAUCGCGUUCUGGCGCAGCGGGAGGUGAUCCUCUCCGCCGGCGCCAUUGCCAGCCCCCAGCUCCUGAUGGUCAGCGGCGUGGGCCCCCGGGAGCAGCUGGAGCCGCUGGGCAUCCCGGUGGUGCAGCACCUGCCCGGCGUAGGGGGCAACCUGCAGGACCAUAUAUCCACCUCGGGCGCCAUCUACACCUUCAAUGCGCACCAGAACCGCCACCUGUCAUUCAUCGUGCCGGAGAUGCUGAACGAGGAGGCUGUGGCGGACUUCCUGCAGGGCAAGGACAGCUUCUUCUACGCCAUGCCGGUGAGCGAGGUGAUGGGCUUCUUCAGCACCCGCUACCAGGACCCCCGCCAGGACUGGCCCGAUGUCCAGCUCUUCCUGGGCAGCUACGGCUACGGCGCCGACGGCGGCAUGAUCGGACGCCGUGGCGCGGCCAUCACCCUGGACAACUUUGCGGACACCUUCGAGCCGAUGAUCUACCAGGACUCGUUUGUGAUCGCUCCGCUGGUGAUGCGGCCCAGGUCGCGCGGCUACCUCCAGAUCCUGUCCAAGGACCCGAAAAUCCACCCCCGCAUCCACGCCAACUACUACGACGACCCCCACGACAUGGCCGUGAUGGUCGAGGGCCUCAAGAUGGCCCACCGCCUGACCCAGACCCCGGUGAUGCGCGCCAUCAACGCCACCAUGAACAUCUACGAGUGGCGCAACUGCCCGGAGGUGGAGUACCUGAGCGACGCCUUCUGGGAGUGCCUGGCGCGGUUCUACUCCCAGACCAUCUACCACCCGGUGGGCACCUGCAAGAUGGCCCCGCUCUCGGAUCCCUCGGGCGUCGUUGAUCCCCGCCUGCGGGUGCGCGGUAUCCGCAACCUGCGUGUCAUCGAUGCCAGCAUCAUGCCCACCAUCCCCACCGGAAACACCAAUGCUCCGACCCUGAUGCUGGCCGAGAGGGGGGCGGACAUCAUCAAGCAGGACUGGCACCACUACAGGAAUGGUGGUUGGAGCUAGGCCUUCUGUAUGCUAUUG
Messenger RNA from Drosophila bipectinata, 1920 nucleotides. RefSeq names its product glucose dehydrogenase [FAD, quinone]. NCBI's taxonomy places the organism in Eukaryota, Metazoa, Arthropoda, Insecta, Diptera, Drosophilidae. Gene Ontology annotation, molecular function: flavin adenine dinucleotide binding; oxidoreductase activity, acting on CH-OH group of donors. The record is from RefSeq and is a predicted model, not a curated record.